Elaeis guineensis (African oil palm) is the source of this 3127-nucleotide messenger RNA. Its product is annotated as ATP-dependent zinc metalloprotease FTSH 9, chloroplastic/mitochondrial-like. The record is from RefSeq and is a predicted model, not a curated record. Gene Ontology annotation, molecular function: ATP binding; metalloendopeptidase activity; ATP-dependent peptidase activity. Gene Ontology annotation, cellular component: membrane; chloroplast. Lineage: Eukaryota; Viridiplantae; Streptophyta; Magnoliopsida; Arecales; Arecaceae. Gene Ontology annotation, biological process: protein import into chloroplast stroma; proteolysis.
GAGGGGGGACAACCACGCGGCCGCGCCGCUCGAGAUAAGAUCUCUACGACUCCACCCCGAGUCUCUCUCCUCUCUCUCUAUCCUCUCGCCUUUUCGAUCCCGUGGCUAAUAAUUCCCGAGCCCUCCUCCUCUCCCUCGAAUUCCCUCGCUCUCCCUCCAAACCCCGACCAUAUUCCGGAGGGGAGCGAGGUGGGCAGCUCGAGAGCACGCUCGUCUCCGCUCCAACUCCCUUCGAUCUCCUCCGUCGCCUCCUCUGCCAUGUCUGCCCUCCAGGCCUACCUCCUUUUCCGGCCUUCCCCGCCCAUCCUCCACCCUUACAAACGCUCCUCUAUCCCUCUUUCGUGCACCCUCCGCUGCCCCGACUUCUCUGCGGGCUUCUUCUUCCCUUCCCUCCCCAUAUCCCACUCCAUCCGCCGCUUCGCCCUCGUGCCCCACGCAUUGCCGCCAGAGAAUGUGGAUUCGGAGCGGGAACCCUUUUUGUCCAGCCAAGAAUCGAUCUUGGGCUCGGAUACCCGCCGAAGCUCCAACCUUUCGCAAGGUACCGGUGGGGAGGGGUCAAAAGGGGAGACUGAGGCUGUCGGAGAGGUCGGGGUGGUCGGAGAUAGUGGUUCCGUGGAAGAACUGGAAUCUGGUCGUCAGUUGGUGGAGAAGAAGGAGAUGAGGAAUAGGUGGCCGCUGGUGGCGUUCUUGGUUGGAGUGAUGGCUUCGCUGAGGAGGGGAUUCGAUGCUGUGAUGAUGUCGGAGUGGCUGAGCCGGUGGCCGUUCUGGCGGCAGGAGAAGAGGUUGGAGCUUCUUAUUGCAGAAGCUGAUGCAAACCCUGGAGAUGCUGCGAAGCAGAGCGCUCUCCUUGCUGAACUCAACAAGCACAGUCCUGAAUCAGUUAUUAGACGGUUUGAGCAAAGAAAUCAUGCAAUAGAUAGUAAAGGAGUUGCAGAAUAUCUUCGAGCUCUUAUUGUCACCAAUGCUAUCGCAGAAUAUCUUCCAGAUGAGCAAUCUGGAAAGCCUUCUAGUCUCCCAUCACUGUUGCAAGAGUUGAAGCAGCGUGCAUCUGGAAAUAGUAAUGAGCCAUUUUUAAACCCUGGAAUAUCGGAGAAACAGCCACUGCAUGUAGUUAUGGUUGACCCAAAAGCAUCAAGCAAAUCAACAUGGUUUGCUCAAGAACUUCUGUCAAAUUUGUUUACUAUUGUUGUUGGACUGAUGUGGGCUAUCGGUGCAGCUGCACUCCAAAAAUAUGUCGGUAGCUUAGGUGGUAUAGGUACGUCUGGUGUUGGUUCGAGUGCUACAUAUUCGUCAAAAGAGUUAAACAAAGAAAUCAUGCCAGAGAAGAAUGUGAAAACCUUUAAAGAUGUCAAAGGGUGUGAUGAUGCAAAACAAGAGCUUCAAGAAGUAGUGGAGUAUCUGAAAAACCCAGCAAAGUUCACUCGCCUCGGGGGGAAAUUACCGAAGGGAAUUCUUUUGACUGGUGCACCUGGAACUGGAAAGACUCUGCUUGCUAAGGCUAUUGCUGGAGAAGCUGGUGUCCCUUUUUUCUAUCGAGCUGGAUCUGAAUUUGAGGAAAUGUUUGUUGGUGUUGGUGCUCGGCGAGUGAGAUCCUUAUUUCAGGCUGCUAAGAAAAAGGCACCUUGCAUCAUUUUCAUUGAUGAAAUAGAUGCUGUCGGAUCCACUAGAAAGCAAUGGGAAGGGCAUACUAAGAAAACGUUGCAUCAGCUACUUGUUGAAAUGGAUGGCUUUGAGCAGAAUGAGGGUGUUAUUUUGAUGGCUGCGACAAAUUUGCCUGAUAUUCUAGAUCCAGCGUUGACAAGACCUGGUAGAUUUGACAGGCAUAUUGUUGUUCCGAAUCCUGAUGUGCGGGGCCGGCAAGAAAUUCUGGAGCUUUAUUUACAGGACAAGCCAUUGGCUGAUGAUGUAGAUGUUAAAGCAAUUGCUCGUGGUACUCCAGGCUUCAAUGGUGCAGAUCUUGCAAACUUGGUAAAUAUUGCAGCCAUUAAGGCUGCAGUUGAAGGUGCUGACAGGUUAACUGCAGCACAGUUGGAGUUUGCAAAGGACAGAAUAAUUAUGGGUGCAGAGCGGAAGACUAUGUUCAUAACAGAAGAAUCAAAAAAGCUCACUGCUUACCAUGAGAGUGGUCAUGCCAUUGUUGCACUCAAUACCGAUGGUGCUCAUCCUGUUCAUAAGGCGACUAUUAUGCCACGAGGAUCUGCCUUGGGGAUGGUGACACAGCUUCCUUCUCAAGAUGAGACAUCUAUCAGCAAGAAACAGUUACUAGCACGCCUUGAUGUUUGCAUGGGAGGGAGGGCUGCUGAAGAGCUCAUCUUUGGUGAAGAAUAUAUCACAACCGGUGCAAGCAAUGAUCUCCAUACCGCCACUGAGCUUGCACAGUACAUGGUGUCAACCUGUGGGAUGAGUGAUGCAAUUGGCCCUGUGUAUGUCAAAGAGCGACCAAGUUCAGAGAUGCAAUCACGAAUUGAUGCAGAAGUUGUCAAACUCCUAAGAGAUGCUUAUGACCGAGUUAAGCAGUUGUUAAAGAAGCAUGAAACGGCAUUACAUGCACUAGCAAAAGCGCUUCUUGAGUAUGAAACACUCACUGCAGAUGAAAUCAAGCAAGUCCUCAAUCCUUACCAAGAAGACCAACUUUUGGAGCAACAAGAGGAGCUUGCACUGACUUGACUAAUUAUCAUUUAUUGACUUAGUUUUGCCUCACUGUAAAGCUGUGUACACUAAUGCAAUCACAGGUAAAUUAUUAGAAAUUCUGUGACGUCCUUUUUUCUAAACUGGCUACUAAAGGCAUAAGGGAAGUAUCAUGUUCUUUUCAACUUCCGUUCCAUUUAGAAGGAGCGGAGGGAAAUAUAAUUCUCACAAAGGACUGUAAUUUAUCUCAGUUCUGUUGAUCAAAGCCGAUGCAAUCAAAUACGGAAUAAGCAACUUUUGGAGAAGACCUGCGGUUGUCUGCAACAAUUUAGGUAUUUUGAUCAAAGGUACAGUGGAAAAAUAAUUGUAUUAGAUUCCAACAAUUACCGAUUUGUUUAGGUAGUAAAUUUUGUGUAUCUGACCAUCACUGUUGUUGCACACACAGUAGAGAUCAUGAAUUUUGUGUGGUUUGAACGCAACAAGAUAUAAUUGUUGCUGA